Molecule: messenger RNA, 270 nt
Organism: Sporothrix schenckii 1099-18
Lineage: Eukaryota; Fungi; Ascomycota; Sordariomycetes; Ophiostomatales; Ophiostomataceae
Exons: 1
Coding region: 1-270 (89 amino acids)
Source: RefSeq, a predicted model, not a curated record
AUGGUGUCACUGGACCAAAUGAAUUGUUUUAAGCAGCACAUCACCGGGUCACAGUUGUGUCAAAUCGACACCACCGAAGAAUGCAUUUAUUGGCAGAAGUACUUUGCAAGCAAGAGCGAGCAGGAAGAACCAUUGCGGCUACAAAUCGCGCCUUCCGCAUAUGCCAUGUGGAUUCCAUGGUGGACGAUGGGACCAAAGAGAGACAAUCCCACUGGCAACAGGAAACUACGGGCGGAAGGCACGCCUGCCGGCAGUCGCAAUUACUGCUAA